This is a messenger RNA of Enterobius vermicularis (human pinworm), 225 nucleotides long. The record is from the annotation of a GenBank genome assembly. NCBI's taxonomy places the organism in Eukaryota, Metazoa, Nematoda, Chromadorea, Rhabditida, Oxyuridae.
AUGCACGAAACUGUUUUUGAAAAAGUUUUGACACUGGCAAUUUAUGAAAUGCUUGGUCCCGAAGCUAAAAAAGCAACAGAUGUUGCACCCAAAGAAAAAGCUAAAACUAUAUUUGCAAAAAUUGAUGUUAACGGCGAUAAACAAAUUACUCAAAAAGAAUUCGUUGAUGGCUGUCUUGCUGACAAGGAACUGUUCCACAUCUUGACAAAUGAAGGGGAUCGAUGA